Molecule: messenger RNA, 3585 nt
Organism: Acaulospora morrowiae
Lineage: Eukaryota; Fungi; Glomeromycota; Glomeromycetes; Diversisporales; Acaulosporaceae
Source: the annotation of a GenBank genome assembly
AUGGAUGUCGAAAGUGAAAAGUUCGAAAGGUUGUAUUAUGCUGGCCCAGUUACGAGUCUCUGUUUCCAUAACGACACAAUAUUGUUUUCUGGACAAGGGCCUUGCUUGAAAGCUUUUUAUGUCCCUACUGGAGAACUGAUGAAUAGUAGUCUGGCGCUGGAAUAUUUUAGGAUACAUGGAAUUGUGCCAGAAAAAUAUGUCAGAAAAGUUUCAGUCUUUCGAGAAGACUUUUUGAAAGAGCGAAGAUUGAUUGCGAUUUAUGGAUCGAAAACCGUACAACUUGUAGAAGUAAUUGUAACAUACAGUCAUGAAGAAAAACUGCCAGAUUGUGCAUUCAAUCUCGUUUCAAAAUUGCCUCCUUUAAAAGAUUGGGUGCAUGAUGUCUGUUGGUUGUACGAGAACUUGGCAACAUCGGAACCAAAAUUUCCAUCGGAGUUAGCCAUUGCUUUCGCGCACAACUUUGUGGAAAUUUGGAAUGUGAAAGAUAAUUCUUGCGCGUAUUCGAUCCAGUGCGAAGAAUGUUGCAUAUUGUACUCGGCAAGAUUUUUCGGUGAAAAUAGAGAAGGAUUGAUUUUGGCGUCGGGAACAGUUUUUAAUCAGGUUCUUUUAUGGAAUGUCAUGAAAAAAAAUGAACAUGGUCUAGGUGUUGUAAGCAAGAAAUUUGUAGGUCACGAGGGCGUCAUUUUUGGCGUGAGGUUUAGUGAAAACGGGAGAUCUAUUGUCUCAGUAUCCGAUGACAGGACCAUACGUCUGUGGGAAACGGAUUCCGAUGACAACGAAUAUUUAUCCCUUCGAAGUGCAAAACCACUGGUGUUAUAUGGACAUGUCGCGAGAAUUUGGGAUUGUCAUAUAUUAAAUGAUUAUCUUGUCAGCAUUUCCGAGGAUUCAACCUGUCGCGUGUGGAAAAAUUCGUUCAAUAAAAACAACGAGGAUGACCUAAGUGACGUUUAUUGUCUUGCCUGCUGGGAAGGACACGUUGGCAAGAAUGUUUGGAGCUUGGCAAUAAAUCCGUCACAAAAGGUGGUGGUGACAGGCGGAGGAGAUUCUGGCAUUCGACUAUGGUCUCUCUCGGCCAUUACGAAUAACAAGAUAGACUCGGAGGAAGAUUUGAUAAAGAUAUUAUUGCCACCUCCCGAAUCGUAUGCCCAACAGAAUGUGAAAUUACCUUCACGAGAACACGUUCGGAAUUUUGUAUUGAUAGACUAUCGCGUUAUGGUUAUUGCGACAAAUUAUGGAUAUCUAUUGAAGCAUGAUAAUUUCACAAAUGAGUGGAUCUCUUUAUAUAACUCAUCGAACCUACAGAAUUACACAAUGAUGAAAGCGUCAGAAUGUGGAAGAAUCGUGUGCUGUGGCAGCAUUGAUGGUCAUUUAUAUGUAAUCAGUGUGAAUCAAGAUUUUCAGGUCAUAAAAAGGAAAUUACACGAAUCGAAAAUCUUUGAGAUAUUUUUGGAGAAAACUGAAGAUCCAAAUACAAUUUACUUAGUAUCGCAUGCAGUUCAAAGUGAUGUUCUUUUACUAAAACUAACUUUGAAUGGCGAUAAUCAAGACUCAGUUUUAGAUGUAUUACAUAAACUAUCCAUCCCUGACGAAUUCUUGCUUAUGUCCCUUUCAAUUUGUUCUCCGCAUAAUUUGUUGAUCUGUGGUUCACGCUAUGGCGGGUUGGCUAUAUAUGAUAUUGCACAAUCAUACACCUCGAUGACAAAUCAUCCCGUGAAAGAGCGUUCUCCAAUUAUUUACUUACGCGAAACGCAUAGAAAGCAGUCGGUAACCUCUGUUGCUUUGAAUCUUGAGAAAUUCGAAAGUCCGAAUGAUGAGGAGGUCCUAAUGAUAUACACCACGGGCAGAGAUGGUUGUUAUGUUAAAUAUCGACUGAAAGGAAUGAUAACAUACAAAAAAAAUUCCGCUGUUCUAAAAAUUGAUGAUUCUUCUUAUAUUGGAGAUUAUGAAGAGGAGAUUGAAGCUGAUUACAGUGGUGAUGACGAUGAGAAACCAAAGAAAAAAUUGAAAAAAGAACUUAUCUCAGGUCAUGGCUUAAUUUUAGAAGAAGUAUAUCGAGCAAAAAUUACCAAAGGAUGGUUGGAAAAAGCACUGCUCAUAGAUGGUGAAUUGAUACUUCUAGGGUUCUACCGAAAGAGAUUUUUUGUUUAUAACGAGGUUAAAAAAUUUGAGAUGUUUUCGGUUGCGUGUGGUGGGGCCCACCGAGCGUGGUAUUUCAAAGCCCAGGACGGAAGGAUGGAUAAAGCUAAUUUUAUGUUCGUUCGCAAGGAAAAUGUGUUCAUUUAUCACAGGGAAGAUACAGCGUUCAAUGGAGGUUUCAAUGAGUGUGAGUUGCAGAAGAAUUUUCAUGGAAGGGAAUGUAGGGUUGUGAGGUUUCUAAAGGUGGUUCCAGAAGUAAAUCAAUUUCAAAAGAAACCAAUAAUACUUGCAUCAGGGGCGGAGGAUGGCAGAUUAAGAAUAUCUCAGUAUAUCAAUGGUGAAAAAGAGAACCUUUUGAUUAACUUGUGUAAUAUCAAGAAACACACUUCUGUGAUCCGCAGCAUAGAGUGGAGUUAUGGUAAAAACUUGUUGUUAUUUUCGAGUGGUGCCAGCGAAGAGUUGAGAUGUUGGAAAGUUGAAAUUGAAUCGGCAAACGAAAAUGUAGAAAAUUCGGAUUUCCAACCUGUCAAUGUCAAUUGUCUCGAAUGGGCAUCGUGUUCGCCUAUGAGUGACAUACUCGAAACCAGAAUAAUGGACAUUGCCGUCCACUCAAUUGAUUCUACAAAAGGAAUACAUUUAGUUGCUGCUGGUUAUUCGGAUUCUACAUUAAGAAUAUGGUUCUUUGAUGAAUAUAUUCGGGACUUUUUGUUGAUUGGAUAUGCUAGAUUCCAUUUUAAAUGCAUUUUGCAGGUCAAGCAUUUGGUGGUAGAAGCUUUUGAUGGUAUGAACAAAGAUGGUAUGAUUUUAUUUACCUCAGCUACCGACGGAAGAGUUGCCAUAUUUGAUAUUUCACAACUGGUUCAUAGAAAUAUACACAUGUAUGAUGUAAAUAUCAAAGAUCGUACUUUUAACUUGGAUCUGUGCGAUCCCAUUUAUUUUUACCAAGCUCACCAAUCUGGGGUCAAUUGUAUUGCUUACCGUCGGUUGGUCAAUAGUAAGACGAAACAAACUUAUAUGAUUGUAACCGGUGGUGAUGACAAUUCUAUAGCUGUGUACUUUUUGGAUGUUGAACGGAAUAUAUGCGAUGCAGAUAAAGAAUGCAUUGCGAAUUUUCGGCUGACAAUAAAAUCGAAUAAUGAUAGAGAUAGCAUGAGGGUGAAUGCAGCUCAUGGCUCAUCUUUGCAAGGAAUUUGUGUUAUCAAUGAUUCCCUGAUACUUAGCACAUCUUUGGACCAGCGUUUGAAUCUAUGGGCAAUUUCUUCUCUAGACUUGGGUGAUUCUGUACAUGGUUGGGGAAAUAAUCAAGAAAUUCGACUGAUCACAUCCAAGUUCAUUGAUGUCUGUGACCCAUCUUCAAUGGAUACACUGGACACUGAAGAAUCUGAAACAAAUAUUUUUUCGAUUACAGGAAUCGGAAUAGAAAUUUUUAAACACAACAGACAUAUGUGA